This is a messenger RNA of Eimeria mitis, 444 nucleotides long. RefSeq lists its product as uncharacterized. The transcript has a single exon. The record is from RefSeq and is a predicted model, not a curated record. Bases 1 to 444 code for a protein of 147 amino acids. NCBI's taxonomy places the organism in Eukaryota, Apicomplexa, Conoidasida, Eucoccidiorida, Eimeriidae.
AUGCAUGCCUUCCGGGACGCGUUGCGUUGCACGUUUUUCCCGAGGUAUGCAAGCGAGCAGGCCAUGGAAAAACUGGGAAAAGUUGAGCAAGGGAAGCUGUCGAUAGAUUGUUACAUUGAAAAAUAUCGCUCCUUUGUGGACCGAAACCCUAUGGUGGAUUUGGAGUUACUCGAUAAUUGGUUUAGAGCAGGGCUGUCCUCCGGAGAGAGGCAAUCAGUAGCCGGGUGGGCUACGGGAAGGGAAAUGAGAGGUGAAAAAGUGGAAUUCGGUGGGAUGAUAGAGUACCUUCGCAGAAGAGAUAGAAAAAAUGCCACUUCCAUAGCCUUAGCAGAAAAGGAAAAGGGACCUGGGGACGAUCUUGAUUUGGAGCGACUGGAUAUUGGGGCUGAGGACAGCAGACCACCCAAAAGCGGGCUAGGAGCAGUAACCGACCGCAGACAGUGA